Chionomys nivalis (European snow vole) is the source of this 7084-nucleotide messenger RNA. RefSeq names its product glutamate ionotropic receptor NMDA type subunit 3A (gene Grin3a). Lineage: Eukaryota; Metazoa; Chordata; Mammalia; Rodentia; Cricetidae. Bases 589 to 3936 code for a protein of 1115 amino acids. The record is from RefSeq and is a predicted model, not a curated record. The transcript has 9 exons. Gene Ontology annotation, biological process: ionotropic glutamate receptor signaling pathway; monoatomic ion transport; synaptic transmission, glutamatergic. Gene Ontology annotation, molecular function: NMDA glutamate receptor activity; transmitter-gated monoatomic ion channel activity involved in regulation of postsynaptic membrane potential. Gene Ontology annotation, cellular component: postsynaptic membrane; plasma membrane.
GUAGAGAGGGAAGAGAGAAAAUGAAGCAGGCGCUGGGGGAGCCCGAGAUAGUGUGGCCGGCGGGGAAGAGAAGCAGGUUCGGCUGCUGCUUUCCUGCACUCCGGGCGUGAACGCCCUCUUCUCCGUCACCCCAGUAAAUAAGGGGGUGUCGCCUGAACUGAACAUCAAGAGAAAAGAAGCCAGCCAAGUGAGAGCGCGGAUCCUCUGUCACUGCCGCCCCCUUGUAAAAACCCGGAGACUUAUUGCGGGGCCAGACGCUGCGCCCCAGGCGCCCUGCAGAUGGGGUGGGCAGGGACCCGGAGUCCAAGCCGCGAGUGACCCGCGCUGGUCCGCCGGCCUGCCGCGCGUGAGGAGGAUGCUAGGCGGAGGAGCCCGAGAACCGCAUCCGACACAGCCGGGCGUCCGUUAGGCUGCAACUUGGAAUGCCUAGGGAUCAGUCUGGCUCUUGCCACCGCUUCUCUGUGUCUAGGGGAGCUACGCACAGGACUUGAAGGCGGAGACCUCAGGCGGCGGAGACCUCCGGCGGCGGCUGCAGAGGGGUGAGCCGGGCGCAGGAGGGGGCGCGCUUUCUCCCUGCGGGUCUCAGUAAUGAGGAGACUGAGUUUGUGGUGGCUGCUGAGCAGGGUCUGUCUGCUGCUGCCGCCGCCCUGCGCACUAGUGCUGGCCGGGGUGCCCAGCUCCUCCUCGCACCCGCAACCCUGCCAGAUCCUCAAGCGCAUCGGACACGCGGUGAGGGUGGGCGCGGUGCACUUGCAGCCCUGGACCACGGCCCCACGGUCAACCAACCGCGCUCAGGACAGCGGCAGGGCGGGUGCCCAGAGGGAUGAGCCAGAGUCGGGGACGUGGCGGCCACCGGCGCCCUCGCAAGGCGCACGCUGGUUGGGGAGCGCCCUGCAUGGCCGGGGUCCGCCUGGCUCCCGGAAGCUCGGGGAGGGCGCCGGGGUCGAGACCCUGUGGCCACGGGAUGCCCUCCUGUUCGCUGUGGACAACCUGAACCGUGUGGAAGGACUACUACCCUACAACCUGUCUUUGGAAGUAGUGAUGGCCAUCGAGGCGGGCCUGGGCGAUCUGCCACUUAUGCCCUUCUCUUCCCCAAGCUCACCGUGGAGCAGUGACCCUUUCUCCUUUCUGCAAAGCGUCUGCCACACCGUAGUGGUACAAGGGGUUUCGGCGCUGCUGGCCUUCCCCCAGAGCCAGGGCGAGAUGAUGGAGCUAGACUUGGUCAGCUCUGUCCUGCACAUCCCAGUGCUCAGCAUAGUGCGCCACGAGUUUCCGCGGGAGAGUCAGAAUCCCCUGCAUCUACAACUGAGUUUAGAAAACUCAUUAAGUUCUGAUGCUGAUGUCACUGUCUCAAUCCUGGCCAUGAACAACUGGUACAAUUUUAGCUUGUUGCUAUGCCAGGAAGACUGGAAUAUCACCGAGUUCCUCCUCCUUACCGAGAAUAACUCCAAGUUCAACCUUGGAUCUAUCAUCAACAUCACUGCUAACCUGUCCUCCACCAAGGACCUCCUAAGUUUCCUGCAGGUCCAACUGGAGAGCAUUAAGAACAGCACACCCACGAUGGUAAUGUUUGGCUGCGACAUGGAGAGUGUCCGGCAGAUUUUUGAAAUUUCCAACCAGUUUGGUCUAUCACCUCCUGAGCUCCACUGGGUUCUAGGAGACUCCCAGAAUGUGGAGGAACUAAGGACAGAAGGCCUGCCUUUAGGGCUCAUUGCUCAUGGAAAAACAACACAGUCCAUCUUUGAGUACUAUGUUCAGGAUGCCAUGGAGUUGGUUGCAAGAGCUGUAGCCACAGCCACCAUGAUCCAGCCAGAACUUGCUCUCCUUCCCAGUACGAUGAACUGCAUGGAUGUGAAAACCACAAAUCUGACUUCUGGACAAUAUUUAUCAAGGUUUUUAGCCAACACCACUUUCAGAGGUCUCAGUGGUUCCAUCAAAGUAAAAGGGUCUACCAUCAUCAGCUCGGAAAACAAUUUUUUCAUCUGGACUUUGCAGCAUGACCCUAUGGAAAAGCCAAUGUGGACUCGCCUGGGCAGCUGGCAAGGGGGAAGGAUUGUCAUGGACUCUGGAAUAUGGCCAGAGCAGGCCCAGAGGCACAAAACCCACUACCAGCACCAAAAUAAGCUACACUUGAGAGUGGUGACCUUGAUUGAACACCCAUUCGUCUUCACAAGAGAAGUAGAUGAUGAAGGCUUAUGCCCUGCAGGACAACUCUGUCUAGACCCUAUGACUAAUGAUUCUUCCAUAUUGGACAGCCUGUUUAGCAGCCUCCAUAGCAGUAACGACACUGUGCCCAUCGAAUUCAAGAAGUGCUGCUAUGGGUAUUGCAUUGAUCUGCUGGAACAGCUAGCAGAGGACAUGAACUUUGACUUUGACCUCUACAUUGUAGGGGAUGGAAAGUACGGAGCUUGGAAAAAUGGUCAUUGGACUGGGUUGGUUGGCGAUCUCCUGAGUGGAACGGCCAACAUGGCGGUCACUUCUUUCAGCAUCAAUACUGCACGAAGCCAGGUGAUAGAUUUCACCAGCCCUUUCUUCUCAACCAGUUUGGGAAUCUUAGUGAGGACUCGAGACACGGCAGCUCCAAUUGGAGCCUUCAUGUGGCCACUGCACUGGACCAUGUGGCUGGGGAUUUUCGUAGCUCUGCAUAUCACUGCCAUCUUUCUCACGUUGUAUGAAUGGAAGAGCCCCUUCGGUAUGACCCCUAAGGGGCGGAAUAGAAACAAAGUCUUCUCCUUCUCUUCUGCCUUGAAUGUCUGCUAUGCCCUUCUGUUUGGCAGAACAGCAGCCAUCAAACCCCCCAAAUGCUGGACUGGAAGAUUUCUGAUGAAUCUUUGGGCCAUUUUCUGUAUGUUUUGCCUUUCCACAUACACGGCGAACUUGGCUGCUGUCAUGGUAGGUGAGAAGAUCUAUGAAGAGCUUUCUGGGAUUCAUGACCCUAAGCUCCAUCAUCCUUCUCAAGGCUUCCGUUUUGGAACUGUCCGGGAAAGCAGUGCUGAGGACUACGUGCGGCAGAGCUUCCCAGAGAUGCAUGAGUACAUGAGAAGGUACAACGUACCCGCCACCCCUGACGGAGUGCAGUAUCUGAAGAACGAUCCAGAGAAACUAGAUGCCUUCAUCAUGGACAAAGCCCUUCUGGAUUAUGAAGUGUCAAUAGAUGCCGACUGCAAGCUUCUGACUGUGGGGAAGCCAUUUGCCAUCGAAGGAUACGGCAUUGGUCUCCCUCCCAACUCUCCACUGACGUCUAACAUAUCUGAGCUCAUCAGUCAAUACAAGUCUCACGGGUUUAUGGAUGUGCUACACGACAAGUGGUACAAGGUGGUUCCCUGCGGGAAAAGAAGUUUUGCUGUCACUGAGACUUUGCAAAUGGGCAUCAAGCAUUUCUCGGGCCUCUUCGUGCUGCUCUGCAUCGGAUUUGGUCUCUCCAUCUUGACAACCAUCGGUGAACACAUAGUGUACAGACUGCUGCUACCACGAAUCAAAAACAAAUCUAAACUGCAAUACUGGCUGCACACCAGUCAGAGAUUGCACAGGGCAUUAAACACAUCAUUUGUAGAAGAAAAGCAGCCACGUUUCAAGACAAAGCGUGUGGAAAAGAGGUCCAACAUGGGACCCCAGCAGCUCAUGGUGUGGAAUACUUCUAAUCUGAGUCACGACAACCAACGGAAAUACACCUUUAGUGACGAGGAAGGACAAAACCAGAUGGGAACCCAGACCCACCAGGACAUCCCUCUCCCUCCAAGGAGAAGAGAGCUCCCUGCCUCACUGACCACCAACGGGAAAGCAGACUCCCUCAAUGUCGCUCGGAACUCGGUGAUGCAGGAACUCUCCGAGUUGGAGAAGCAGAUCCAAGUGAUCCGCCAGGAGCUGCAGUUGGCUGUAAGCAGGAAAACAGAGCUGGAGGAGUACCAAAGGACAAACCGGACUUGCGAAUCCUAGGCAGUACCACUGCUAGCGUUUUCUCAGCCCUUGGUUUUCGGAAGCCCUCAAGGCACUUUGUAAAGCUCUUUUGUAUGGACUGACAACGGUGUGGGGUCUGGUAAUGGGUUCUCGGCCUCACAUGCCCCCCAGGUCUCCAGGGUAGGAAUCUUUUCCAUAGUAGGAACCUAGAGUUAGUCAGGGCUAAAGUCUGUACCCGGGAUCGGUGAGCAGCCAGAGAACUCUGGCUCCUGUCAGCCUUUUCACCUGGUGCCACAGUAAUCUUUCCGGUUUUUAGCCCUCUCUCUGAACUUCAACAAGAGAUAAAAAUUGUUGCGCAUACCUGUGUCUUACUGGGUUGGUUUUUGAUAUUAUUACAAAAUAGAAUUGCCCAGGUUUGCAGGUUUGAUACAACUUCUCAAUCUAGAUUUGAUUUACCUUCUGAAAAAGCAAGUUAGGAGCCAGGAAAACUGGGGCAGAGCAGAUACAUUAAUUUAAAAAAAAAAUUGAACAGAGCUCAGAAUUACAAGCAAGGGAUGACUGGCUAAGGUAGCACCACGUGCUCGAGCAGUUCUGGAUCUCUGAGCCCAUGACAGCUAACAUUUAGUAGAAACAUGUUGACACACCGCUCUGAAAGAGAAAGGGAAGCAGGGAGUGGGAGCAGGGGGCAGGCAGAUGGGGAAUUAACAAUGCCCAAGGUGUGUUUAAAAUAAAGCUCUGGGCCAGAAGGGCAAUUUGGCUAAAGAAUGUGUUGCACUAUACUUCUAACGUAACUAAGCAUCCCCACUAUAGUGUGUGCCUUUUAUAAAGGAGAGAGAAGCAGAGCAAGGCUAUAUCCUUAACAGGAACCUGUGCUACCCCCUAGUUAAAGCCUGUGACAGGGUCCGGGAGCCUUCACUCUUAAAGGAAAUAUUCUGCACACCACAUGGGAAGCUGUUUUCAGAUCAGUGGUCACCUCUCUUAGCCUGAGGAACUCCAGAAGCCACAAGGGGUUUGUGAACAUCACAAAAGCCAAAUACUGGAGUCUGCUCUGAUUCAGCAUCUCCCAUCCUUACACUUUCUGGUCUCUUGUGAACUAAGGUCAGUUUGAGUCCAAUUAUCCUCCUGCCUCCAUAUAAUGCCCUCACGAGUGGAUAUAAUUAACCUAGCAUCCCCUCUGCUUAGGCAUCACUUUUUAGUCAGAUGCUUGCUUGGCAUGCAGAAAGCGAAGAACCAUGAGAUCUCUAGACUUCCUAUCCGUUCCCAAAUGGUAGCCAGGCAAUCAUCUAAGGCUCAUCAGACUGCCAAUUGCCAGGAGUUACGUUGGGAGGGUGUACGGGUGGGCCAGUGCCCCAGAACACAGUCCUAAAGCUCCUCUCAGAGAAUCACUGCUCCGGAAGCGUGGCUACCUCUAGCACACGAGAAGGAAGAGCCUGUCUCUUUUUCUUUUACUUACUGAUGGUUUCCACAUUCCCAUCUUAACACCAGGCUUCUAUUUAGAAGUAGACUUUCCUGUUGGUCAGUGCUGCUUCAUCGUCUCUGGACUUGCUUGCUCAGUUAAAGUCUACAAUGAAUGCACAAUAUUGUGCCAAAAAAGUGUUCAGAUCCUUAAAUGGGGCUUCCGUCAUAAAACUUCUCCCACUUUGGGACACAAUGCCUGUGCUCCACCAAGAGCUACAUAGAUCCCUAGAUGAAGAUAGUGCCCUAUGUUGUAAUCAGAACACACCUGAGCAAUGAACUCAAUGGCUAGGUAAACCCAGGAGUGCAAGGAAGCUCAGAUAUUCAAGAGGCAGGGGCGCUGUAAAAGCAGAUGGUAGCCUCGAAGAUUAAACAUUCCAAAUGAGGGGGAAAUAUGCCCGGAAACAGAAGAGGACAACAUGCUUUACAAUGCCCUCAUUCCCUCCUGUACUCUCCCCCCAGCAGGCCUCAGCUGUUUGGCAGGUUCCAUCCCUCAGCCAUUCCCACCUGUUAAUGCCCUGGGGCCACUGCUCUGAGCAUCCCUGAUACUUGCUCAGCCUGCAAGGCUGAUGCACAGUGUACCUCAGUUCACAUGACAACCAUGCUCCUGUGGUACACAGACAUUUGUGCAGAACUCAUAUUCUGACUGUAUUUGAGAGGUUGGCUAUGUAAGGGAACACAGAGGUGAAUUCUUUUGUAAAGAAUCCUUUUGUAAUGCAACCAAUUCUCCCUUAAUGUAUCUGUUUUGUAAGUUUGGAUUUUUGUAUAUCUGCUUUCUCUUACGCUUCUCUACUGAGGCAUUCUGAGUAGUGGUGAUCGCAUUGCAGAGCAUCCUGCCUGCCCACAGAGCAGAGAACCAGUGCACUUGGCCAGGAACGUGGCCAGGAUGCAACAAGGAGCAACAAGAGUAAAGGAGGCUUACUGCUGUCAGCACUGCUUAAAAUGCUUUCGAUGUCCUGGGUGAAGAAAACACAUAAUUGCUUGUGAAGCAGUUUUCAUGAUAAAUAGCAAAAUUUUUAAUGGUAGUAAUUUGAAGUGUUUUGCAAUCUGUGAAACAGUGCUGUGUUUUGUACAAAGAUUUCACGAAAGGGAGAGUCCUUCCAAACCUUCCUUCUGCUCUGCCUCCCUCAGUUCCCUCACCUACUCCUGGGGCUCACAGAGGAAAGCUUUCAGGGGCACGGCUGUUGGAAUGAGCUGGGGGCUUCAGCCUUGCCUCCUGAACUCCCAUGUCAUGAGAUCAGGAGAUCCUCUUUUCCCAUCCAGGCUCUUGAACUGGAAAACCUGGAAUAUGGUCAACUGCCCCACAUUUCAAGGGGUUGUUGCCCAUUCUCCAAGGUGGCCUGGCACACUAAGCAUGACUGGCUAUAAGCUGGUUUGUUUGACUAAGGGUUCCACAGUGCAUCUGCCACAAGAGAGUGCUCCUCCAACAAUGAAAACAAGUUAGAGCAGCUGGGACAGCCAAGGAGACAGCCACACAAACCUAAGAAGGUAGGGUCUGUAGUGUACCAGGAUUUCCUAUUAUACAUAAGAUCUGCACAAACCCUAUUCAGGAAUGGCUGCUUCCCUUCCUGCUGAGAAAUGGUACGUGGAGCCAUGCAGACCAGAAAUGCAUCAUUGGGAUAACUCCUCUCUUUGGUGUUGGAUCUGCUAGAGCCUUGGGGCAUAGCUGAGCACCCCUUUGCGUGGACCAAGAAAGGAAAAGAAGCUACUUUACAGUUUCUUCUCCUCUCGU